Messenger RNA from Lucilia cuprina (Australian sheep blowfly), 740 nucleotides. RefSeq lists its product as uncharacterized. The record is from RefSeq and is a predicted model, not a curated record. NCBI's taxonomy places the organism in Eukaryota, Metazoa, Arthropoda, Insecta, Diptera, Calliphoridae. The transcript is spliced from 2 exons. Bases 50 to 715 code for a protein of 221 amino acids.
AAACAUUUUAGAUUUCAAAUAGAACACAAAAACAAUUAACUUAUUCAACAUGCGUACUUUCAUUGUUUUAUGCCUGCUAGCAGUUGCUUGUGCCGACAAAUUGGGUUACAACUACCAACCUGUUGGUCAUUCAGAUUCUGGUUUAUCUUUCCAACCUGGAUCUGGUGUUGGUGGUUUGGAUUCCGGUGCUUCCUAUGAUGCUCCUUCAUACUCAGCUCCUGCUGAGUUCGAAAAGGAAUUCUUCUCAUUCUCUGCUCCCGAAAGUGAAUUUGAAGAUCCCAAUGCCGCUCAAAAGAUUGCCGGUAGUGUGAAACAAGGUCUUCGUGUUGUCUUCAUUAAGGGACCCGAAAACAAGGGACUAGAAGAUGCUGCACUCGCUUUGGCCAAACAAGCUGCUAAUCAAAAAACUGCCAUUUAUGUCCUCAACAAACAAGCCGAUAUUGGAGAUUUGGCCAACAGACUCAAUGCUCUCAACAAGAACAACAACAACAAACCCGAAGUUCACUUUGUCAAAUACCGCACACCUGAAGAUGCCGCCAACGCUCAAAAAGCUAUCCAAAGUCAAUACGAUUCUUUGGGCGGGCCUUCUCAAUCUCACAAUGGUGGUGUUGCUCCCGUACUUAACUUCGCUUCUCAAGCACCAGUACAAGCUCCCUCAGUUCAUGCUCCUGGUAAUGCUUACUUGCCUUCAUCUGUGUUCCGUCGUCGUUUAUAAGUAAUAAGACGAACGUAGCCAAAGA